Molecule: messenger RNA, 1663 nt
Organism: Dendrobium catenatum
Lineage: Eukaryota; Viridiplantae; Streptophyta; Magnoliopsida; Asparagales; Orchidaceae
Product: ankyrin-1
Exons: 13
Coding region: 71-1450 (459 amino acids)
Molecular function (GO): protein binding
Source: RefSeq, a predicted model, not a curated record
CCCCCAAAGAUUUGUCUUCGAGGCUUCAGUUCGUCUUCUCCAUUCUUCGCAGCGCCCACGCUACGGAGCAAUGUCCUCUGACGCUUCUUCAGCCCUAGCAGUGAGGGAGAAGGUUAAGAAGUUUCUCGAUGCCGCGCGAACGGGAAAACUCGAGCUUUUCAAAAAACUGGCAAUGCAGCUGGACGAAGGGAAGGGGUUGGCGAGGACUGUGGCUGAUGUGAAGGAUGCGAACAAUCGAACGGCUCUUCACUUUGCGGCCAGGGAGGGGAAGACUGAGGUCUGCAAGUACUUGCUGGAAGAACUGAAGCUUGAUGCUGAUGUGAGAGACGAUGACGGUGAAACUCCACUUCUCCAUGCAUCUCGUCAAGGACAUUUUCAGACUGUGAAUUAUCUCCUAGAACAAGGAGCAAAUCCUUCUGCUGCUAGUGAAUUGGGGGCCACUUCUUUGCACCAUGCGGCUGGAAUUGGAGACAUUGAGUUGCUGAAGCUUUUACUUUCCAAAGGAGUAAAAGUUGAUUCAGAAAGUGAUGCUGGUACUCCUUUAAUUUGGGCUGCUGGCCACGGACAACAAGAUUCGGUGAAGGUUUUGUUGGAGCAUAAAGCUGAUCCGAAUGCAGAGACAGAAGAUGGUAUUACUCCACUAUUGUCAGCUGUAGCUGCUGGGUCACUAACAUGUCUGCAGCUUUUGAUUGAGGCAGGUGCUAGCACCAAUAUUAAAGCGGGUGGAGCAACUCCGUUGCAUGUUGCUGCGGAUGCUGGGAGCAAGGAAAUUAUCAAUUGUUUACUUAAUGCUGGAGGAGAUCCAAAUGUUCUUGAUGAGGAUGGUUUAAAACCUAUACAAGUUGCUGCUGCAAGAGGCAAUCGUGUAGCUGUUCAGAUUCUUUUUCCUGUGACAUCUCCACUUCCGAACCUUUCAAAAUGGAGUGUGGAUGGCAUUAUUGAAUUCAUGGAGUCUCAGACAAGCAAGGAGCAGGAAAGUGCAAAGGAAACUCAAGAUCUGAAAGGCCUCACUUCAGAAAACUCAGAGAUAGUUGAGGUAGCACCUGAAGCUAAGGAGAAAGCUUUGGAAGCUAAAUCAAGGGGUGAUGAUGCCUAUAAAAGAAAAGCAUACUUAGAGGCCGUAGAUGCUUAUACCCAGGCAAUUGACUUGAAUCCCGAUGAACCAACUUUGCUAUCUAAUAGAAGCCUUUGCUGGAUUCGGCUGGGUCAAGCUGAGCAGGCUUUAGCUGAUGCAAAGGCUUGCAGAUCUCUUAAUCCAAACUGGCCUAAAGCAUGCUACAGGGAAGGAGCGGCCCUUCGUUUACUGCAAAGGUUUGACGAAGCAGCUAAUGCAUUCUACGAGGGUGUCAAGCUUGAUCCUGAAAACAAGGAGCUUGUUGAGGCUUUCAGGGAAGCCGUUGAAGCUGGGAGAAAAUUUCAUGGAACAGAUCAGCCCAAACAAGGAAAAUAAUGUUUUACUAAGGCAUGCUUGGGUUAUGGUUCUGCUCCUCUUGAUAAACUUUUUUUUUUUUUUUUAAUUUUAACACCAUUUUUGAGGAUUGACUGAGAACAAAGAUUUUUUUUUUUUUUCAAAUUUAUGUAAAAUUAACCUUGAGCAUGAUUUUUUGUUUUCUUUAGAAUUGUUGUACAUAUUCCAUUUCAAGCAAAGUUUGGCUACAGUAAA